This is a messenger RNA of Ostrea edulis (European flat oyster), 1530 nucleotides long. RefSeq names its product caspase-3-like. NCBI's taxonomy places the organism in Eukaryota, Metazoa, Mollusca, Bivalvia, Ostreida, Ostreidae. Bases 52 to 1266 code for a protein of 404 amino acids. The transcript has 7 exons. The record is from RefSeq and is a predicted model, not a curated record. Gene Ontology annotation, biological process: proteolysis. Gene Ontology annotation, molecular function: cysteine-type endopeptidase activity.
GCCUCGAUAUGACCCACAUUUGAUACACACAGGAAGUUACUUGGUUGAACAAUGGAUAACAACAAAAUGACAUCUACGAAGAUUCCAACGGAGGCCAGAGAUCUUCACAAUCAACUGGUCAUCGACCUCCACGACCAUAUAAACUCUAAAGUGGACGAACACGACUUCGAAAAGCUACUGCAUCGUUUGAAAUUGAAACUACCACCAAUGGCACUGCUAGGCUGCAAAAAUGUGAUUGAUGUUAUUGAAAAGUUACAAAAGAAAGGUUAUGUACGACCAGGGAAAUACGAGGAAUUUAAGAAACUGAUCGAGUGUAUCGAUAUAGGUUGGGUGGAUGUGAUUGAUGACCGAGCAGAGAAAAUAAUCAAAAUCAUCGACGAUGCCAAUAAAUCCCAGAAAAUCGCUUCUCCCAUGGAAGACCAGCGAAAAUUGGAUAUGAAACGGAAGUUGGAAGAUGUUGAACAGGAAGCCCCGUCCCAAGACCCGGACGGACCAACACACGCAUCAAAGAAACGGAAAUCCAGAUCUGAAUAUUCCAAGAGUGACGAGCAAGUGGGACUAGCAAUCAUCCUUAACUUUACAAAAGGGAGGCUCGGGUCUGUGGUGGAUUUUAAAAGAAUCCAGAAGUUUUUCCGAAGUACACUGAAGUUUGAGUGUCACAUAGAAGAAGAUUUAUCAAAAGAGGCACUGCAGGAAUUCCUGGAGGAAACGGCCAACAUGUUCAACACUAAGAGAACAGCGGCGAAGUAUUACUGCGUUCUAGUCUUCAUUAUGAGUCACGGAAAUGAGGAAGGCAUUCUGAUGGAUGAUGGCAAACACAUUUCACUGGACGACAUAGUAGCUUAUUUUAAAAAUGACAAGUUAAAGUAUAUUGUAGGGAAACCAAAGUGUUUCUUCGUGCAGGCGUGUCGUGGUAGCUCUCCUCAGGGCGCUGUAGAUUUGUCUGAUGAUAAAGAGGAAAUGAUGAUUGACGAAGUGGUAGGGAAGGUCUCCAUCCCCACGGACGCCGACCUCUUAAUAGCGUACGCCACCACUCCAGGUUACUAUGCCUACAGAAGACCAACCAUAGGCUCGUGGUUUUUCCACAACGUGAUUGAAAUCUUCAGCGCCCAUUAUACCGAGGAACACGUGGAAGACAUGCUGAUUGAUGUUAAAGAGGCUCUGGCUUACGACCCCGAGUGGCAGACUAAUGAAGGGUACAAACAGAUGCCGUGCACUUGGUCCACACUCACCAAAAGGUUCUUCUUAAAGUCCUCAGUAGAGUAACAUCUAGAGCCUCAAAAGUUAGCAAAGUUACAUUUAGAGCCUCAAAAGGGAACAAAGUUACAUUUAAGGCUUAAACAGGGGGAGGGGGGGGGGGGAGGGGGGGGGGGGGGCUAAGUUACAUUUAGGGCCUCAGUCUAGUCAGAGUGCACAGUACGGAAUGCAGAGCAACACACGGGCUCUUAUUGAACGAGGUGGAGAAAAUAUGUGGGAAGCAGAGUUUUAUUGUGACGAAUUGACAAAUAAAAAUCCAAGAUAUUUCUCCGA